AUGGACGUUGAAGUCACAGAGAGCUUUACUUGCCUUGGUAGUGCUUUUCAUGUCUCUGGGUUGUCAGACCAGGAAUGCCUUAGAGUCACAUCUCCGAAGCCUUUUGUAACAAGUCCUUACGCCGGAUCAUGUGGUACAGUUGGCAAGACCAGGUGUCCAACCGAUGACUACACCAGAGAUAGAGAGAGAGAGAGAGAGAGAGAGAGAGAGAGAGAGAGAGAGAGAGAGAGAGAGAGAGAGAGAGAGAGAGAGAGAGAGAGAGAGAGAGAGAGAAAGAGAAAGAGACGAAGGGAGAGGGAGAGGGAGAGGAGAGAGAGAGAGAGAGAGAGAGAGAAGAGAGAGAGAGAGAGAGAGAGAGAGAGAGAGAGAGAGAGAGAGAGAGAAGAGAGAGAGAGAGAGAGAGACAGAGAGAGACAAGAGAGAGAGAGAGAGAGAGAGAGAGAGAGAGAGAGAGAGAGAGAGAGAGAGAGAAGAGAGAGAGAGAGGGGGGGGAGAGAGAGAGAGAGAGAGAGAGAGAGAGAGAGAGUAAGAGAGGAGAGUAGAGAGAAAGAGAGAAGUAAAAUUGGAUAUUGGAAUCUGGAAUCUGGAAUAUUAAUGGAAUGGGAUAUAGAGUAA
Messenger RNA from Penaeus vannamei (Pacific white shrimp), 615 nucleotides. Lineage: Eukaryota; Metazoa; Arthropoda; Malacostraca; Decapoda; Penaeidae. The record is from RefSeq and is a predicted model, not a curated record.